Molecule: messenger RNA, 534 nt
Organism: Haemonchus placei
Lineage: Eukaryota; Metazoa; Nematoda; Chromadorea; Rhabditida; Trichostrongylidae
Source: the annotation of a GenBank genome assembly
AUGAAAGAGCUUCUGAUACUUGUCUCCGUCUUCGCACUCAGCCACAAAUGUAACUAUCCAGCCACUGGUAGUGAAACACUGCAGAAUGCCGUACCCAUCAGAAACUUCCAUACUUCUGGAUUAGAUUUUGUCAGACCAUCUUGGUGCAUCACUCACUGCAAGGACAGGAAGUCAAUCAAAGCCGCUAUGGAUUUUCAGACAAAAGGGCAAAGGACUGACGAUGACGGUGAGCGACUUAGGGACUUCAUCCGUUUCAGAAGAAGUACACGGAUUCUAAGUGGCUUAAAUCAUUCAGACUUCUGUGCUGAUCCAGAUGUGGCUGCCAUAGCUGAUCAGGUCUUUCAGCAGUAUCAUACUGUAUCGAGUAUCGCUGAAGCUCUGAAUUAUAUGGUCAACAAAACCGGAUGGGCCUACCUAGUCUAUGAGAAAAAAAGAAUUCCACUGAUGUUCUCACAUCGGUCAACCUGGGCUAAUAUCUACCAGGUAUUCAUCACCGAUCCAUGUCCUUGUGAUGAGUGUGCCACUUGCCACUAA